Molecule: messenger RNA, 1362 nt
Organism: Stereum hirsutum FP-91666 SS1
Lineage: Eukaryota; Fungi; Basidiomycota; Agaricomycetes; Russulales; Stereaceae
Product: aspartic peptidase A1
Exons: 5
Coding region: 1-1362 (453 amino acids)
Biological process (GO): proteolysis
Molecular function (GO): aspartic-type endopeptidase activity
Source: RefSeq, a predicted model, not a curated record
AUGCCACUCCGGCGUCGUGCUGCUGUGCAGCGGAACGCAACGGAGUGGGGAGAUUGGGUCAAGGCGCAGAAGGCAAAUUUGGAGGCGAAGUAUUCGCCCCCGGGGAGUGCGCAACGGAAGAGAGCUAAUGGGCAGAACUUGCUAGUCAACCAGAACGCCGACUCAUCAUACAUCGGCUCAAUAGCCAUCGGUACUCCCGCUGUCGCCUACGACGUCAUUCUCGAUACUGGUUCCGCUGACCUCUGGCUCGCCGGCUCAACAUGUUCAACCGGCUGCUCACAGAUUCAGACUUUCGACACUUCCUCGUCUUCGACGUUCAACAACCUUUCAACUUCGUUCAGCAUCACGUACGGAAGCGGUGCCGCAGCCGGCGCACUGGGAAGUGAUGUAGUUCAGAUGGCAGGCUUUGAGGUAUCAAGUCAGACGUUCGCUGUCUGCGACGAAAUCUCUUCCGGCUUGCUUUCCUCACCCGCAUCCGGUCUGUUCGGCCUCGCCUGGCAAUCCAUCGCCUCCUCCGGCGCCACCCCCUUCUGGGAAGCUCUCUACGAAUCCUCCGUCCUCGACUCCCCCCUCUUCGCCUUCCAACUGACCCGAUACCAAAACGACACCUCCGCAGAGGCCCUCGAACCCGGUGGAACCUUCACCCUCGGCGCGACGAACUCGUCGCUGUACACCGGCGAUAUCGAAUACCAGAGCAUCCCGAGCAACGAGGUCGCGUAUUGGACGCUUGCGAUGACGGGCCUGAGCGUCGGGAGCACGAGUGUGGAUCUUGGGAGUGGGAGCGAGACGUACGCGGCGAUUGAUACGGGGACGACGCUUGUGGGAGGUCCGACGGAGCAGAUCGCGGCGUUGUUUGCUGGGAUUGAGGGCAGUCAGGCCGGGACGGGGAGUUAUGAGGGAUAUUAUCUCUAUCCUUGCGAGACGGAAGUGUCGGUGUCGCUCACGUUUGGCGGGUCAUCGUGGAGCAUCUCCCCGGCGGACUUCUUGCUCGCACAGGUCAGCGAAUCGCAGUGCAUCGGUGCCUUCUUCGAGUUCUCCAGUUCGAGCUCAGCUCCGAGCUGGAUCGUCGGCGAUACCUUCCUCAAAAACGUAUACUCCGUCUUCCGCGCAAAUCCCGCGUCCAUCGGCUUCGCAAACCUUUCCUCAACAGCCCUCGCAGCGAACGGCGACAACGACGCCUCCGCGCCCUCACCCACGAUCGGCUCCGUGUCCGCGAGCAUCACGGGCGGCACGUCGACGAAUAGCAAUAACGGCAGUAGUAGCAAUGCUGCGAGGGGACGGUUCGAGGCUGGGAUGGGUAUGGGUGUGGUGGGUGUUGUGGGGGCGGUCGUGUUGGGGGCGGUGGGGACCGUUAUGUUGUGA